GGUAGAUUGAAGUGACGUUUAAAUGUAAAAAGAAGGAAAAAAAAACAGCAAAAUAUUUUAACGAGAAAAGAGAAACAACUUUGAGCGGAAAAUCCUAUUUGCUGCAUAAAAUACGACAAAUACGCAUUUCCCAUUGACUUAGUGUAAGCAUGGCUGUGGACCAAAUUCAGUACUCGGAAAAAUAUUACGAUCAAAUUUACGAAUACCGACAUGUUAUUGUGCCACAAGAAAUCGCACGAAACGUUCCUAAGACACAUUUAAUGUCAGAGACUGAAUGGCGAAACUUGGGGGUGCAACAGUCUGUUGGCUGGGUACAUUAUAUGCUACACGCACCUGAGCCUCACGUUUUAUUGUUUCGACGACCGAUUGAGACAGAUACAGCAGAACAGCGGCAGUAACAAAUAUUGAUACGAGCAGCAUGUUGUCUCAACGAUAUUAGGUGUGAUAUUAAAAAUUUAUUAAGUAAAUCAGA
Molecule: messenger RNA, 472 nt
Organism: Bradysia coprophila
Lineage: Eukaryota; Metazoa; Arthropoda; Insecta; Diptera; Sciaridae
Product: cyclin-dependent kinases regulatory subunit 2-like
Molecular function (GO): cyclin-dependent protein serine/threonine kinase regulator activity
Source: RefSeq, a predicted model, not a curated record